Molecule: messenger RNA, 6575 nt
Organism: Ruditapes philippinarum (Manila clam)
Lineage: Eukaryota; Metazoa; Mollusca; Bivalvia; Venerida; Veneridae
Product: tumor protein p53-inducible nuclear protein 2-like
Exons: 3
Coding region: 164-712 (182 amino acids)
Biological process (GO): positive regulation of DNA-templated transcription; autophagosome assembly
Cellular component (GO): nucleus; autophagosome
Source: RefSeq, a predicted model, not a curated record
CAGUAGCGAAUCAAGUUUGCGACCUUGUUUGCCUGAAAUCUGACAGAUCGGGGAAGAAAAGCGUUCAAGAAAAUUUGUUAAUAUCUGCAUAAUUAUUGCGAAAAAGGACAAAGUUUUACUAUAGAACGAUUGUAGGACAUUGCAGAAUCUACAUAACAGAAAGAUGUUGAGCUGGGCCAGUUAUCUGUUCGGUUCAUCCACCACUGAGCCACAACAACAUGAACAGCCAUCUGAACCAGCCAAGCCGGUUGCCAUGGAGACAGAAGCUUCCAGUGACAAAGAUUGGGUCGUAGUCGAGCAUAAAGGAAACGGCCAAGCUCCGGAAGUCGGAAUCUCUGACCUAGAAAAUCUGUUGAUUGAACAUCCAAGCAUGUCUGUGUAUAAACGAUCUGGCAGUGCAGGAGAGGAAAGCAACGCUUCAGACGAGUCUUCUAAUGAACUUGUCACAAAAUCAAAAAGAUCUCAAGCCAUGAACCGACCUUCACCAAAACGCAUGCGUGCAGUGUCGGCUCGGGCUGAGCUUUUAGCUCAAGUCUCUCAGGUAAAGCAUGCUCAAAAGGUGCAGCAGAAACUCUCAACGAAACGCAAUAACAAGAGAAAUCUUGACCGAAGCAACAAAGUUGCCAGUUGUGAUAAGCACGUGACCCGCAAAAACCGAGUCAAGAACCCAUCAGGCCAGAUGAACGGACGUAUUCCACAGAGGAAGCAGUAAUAAACGUGUACAUUUAUAUGCUAGGUUAUCAAAUUUCUGCCACAUAAUACACAAAGAUUGAUAUUGUUUUCAAAUAGCAUAGACUUUUAAUAUUCAAAAAGAUUUAAGGAGUAUUUUUUCCCUCUUUAAGUAUUGACUUUUAAGAUUUGUUGUAAUUCUUUUUAUCUUAAUUGUUAAUGAUCUUACAUGUUCGUCACAUAAUUUUCUGAAUUCAAAGAAAAUUUACAAAAAAAAUGUAUAAAAUUUAAAACUGUAAAAAAAAAUCAAAACAAAAAAGACUGUUUCUGUUUACAACAGUCUUACAAAAAAAGUAACCAUAGAUCUGUUGAUAGUUUUUUUCUUCUGAUAUUUAUUCUUUAUCAUUAUUGCUGAAUUAUUCACAUGUUGUUACUUCCACAGGAAACAUUUUUUUCCCUUGUAAAUUUCUGAAUAAAUUCACUUACUUCUGAUACUUCAUGUAUUAAAAUUUUUGUUGGUUAACUAUGACCAUCUAUUGAUUAUCCAAUUGUAUCCUAAUGAACGCUCCACUACCUUUGGUUUACUGAAAAGUUACACAGGGACUUUAAAAUUUAAGAGUUGAUUUGAAUGACAUUGUAAUCAUUGGCAAAUUGGGUCAAGGUCAUAAUUUUAACAUUUGUCAAAGUGACACUAGGAAUUGCCAUCAGUGUUUAAGUGAUAAAAUUUAAUAUAUUCUUCUUAAAUCAUAGCAUCUAUAUAUUAGGGAGUUAAAAAUCAAACAGCUUAAAUGAGAUAGUAAGCUUUGGGAAAUUGGGUCAAGGUCAUUGAAGCUCUACUUAGUUUAAAGGUCAUAAUUUUAACAUUUGUCAAAGAGACACUUGGAUCCAAUCAGUGUUUAACUGAUACUCUUUUUAAUCAAUUAGCAUCUAUAGACAGAUACAUGUGUUAUCAGCUAUUAGAUAAUUAACUGUGACAUAGAAAAAUGAAACUGACUGUUAGAUAAAAAAAAUGAAACAGACCAUGACAUAAAAAAUGAAACUGACUAUAAAUCUGUACAUGUAAAUUGUGAGUAUAGCAAUUCCAGACUAACACACUCUUAAAUUAACCAUGGUGCCAUAGUAUAUUUACAUAAUAUAUUGUAAUUUAUAUAUAUAUCAUUUACCAGCAUUUAUUAUAUAAUUUGAUUAAUCCUAGCCAUACUUAUUUCCUCCUGCAGCUUUUCUUUUAAUCAAUUUUUUUUAAGCAAUCAAAUGAUACUUUUUUACAUUUUACAAAUCAAAUAUUACUAUAAGUUACAAUGAUCCAUUCAUUUGAUGUGUUAGGGUGUUUAUAUUUAGUUAUCAUUAUGAGGACAUAGGCUUAUAAUGUGAGGACUUAGACUAAUUAUGAGGACUUAGUAUAAUUUAAGUACAUUUUUGUACUUGUAGGAAAUAAGUAUGGUUUUUAAUGCAAGUAAAAAUGUUGUAUGGUUGCUAAUUAAAUACUCAAUUAUUAGAGAAGAUUAUGAGAUAAUUAUAAAAUAACAUCCAGUAAUUAAUAAUCAUGAUUCAUGAUAUGUCUGUCGAUGUAUGAAUAUGUUACUAUUUUUGUCAAAUACAAAUUUCUGUGGUCAAGAUAUGGAGAACAUUAUUCUUAACUGCCCCGCUUGAUUAAAUUUUUACAAUGAGUAGUUUGAUUUUCUCAGGAAAAAUUGAUUUUAAAUAGAAUUGAAUAAUUCUUUAAUCAAACACAGUCCAACAAAAUAACAUUAUAAUCUUAAGAGAACACUGGAAAACUUUAUUAAAUUGUUGCGUAAAAGUAAGGUAAAUUCUGUGCAUGUUUUAAGUAAGGGAAAUGUUAUUUUUUUAAUUAGCAUAUUUCUCAGGUGAAUAAAUUCUGUACAGAUAUAUUUUGACAUCAUUCAAUUGCCAUUUUAGAUCUCUUUUCCUUUAUUAAGAUCAUAUAAAUACUGCCUUCUGAUUUACUAGUCCAGUAUAUUUUGGAAGAUUAUUAAAUCCAACUGCCUGCCGGAUUUUGUCUGCUUAAAGGUGCUUCAUUCGAAUAUUGAUACCUUAUGUUUUAAUUGACCAACAUCCCUAUCAUGCUUCAUUAUAGAAGCUUAAAUGGACUUAAUUACCCAUCUUUCAAUUUGGACAAAACCAUUGAUCAUUUUAGGGGAAAUUUUCAAAAUCAGUUCUAACUUGAAAGCAAACAGUGCAAACCAUGACCAAACAGCAACAAGGUCCCAGCUGAUCUUGGUAUGCACUUGUCACAUGUGUAAUUUCUAUUGCCAUCAAGAAAAUGAUGAACAAUUAUUAAAUGUUUAUAAGUGACUAAGUUGAAUAAAGUCAGAACACAAUAAUAUAUACAUGUACUCAGCUUAUUUUGACAGGAAAUUAUAUAUAUAUUUUUGCAUUGUUAAAAAGAUUGACACAAUCUCAGGUUUUAGGUGUUGUAUUGUCAAUGCUUCUCUUAAAAGUAAAAAAAAUAUUACUGAGAAUGUAUCAUUAUAUAUAUCAUAUAAAAUUCAUCACCCUAUAUGCUAAUUUGUACUACCACAGGCAUUUGUUAGUUAAAUGAUAUCAUCACCUUACUGCAUUAAUGCAUUAACUCCUGUUAAAAUUUAUAAACAGCUAACCCAUUACUGCACUAAGCUAGCAAAUUUGUUAUUCUGUACAUAAUUAUAUAGAACUUGAGCAUUUUGUAUGCAUGUACAUAGUAACUAAGUACUAUACAUGCAUUUGUUGUCACAUUAAGACUGCCCUGCAUAAUUAGGCUAUGUAGAUUUUGCAUUCAGAUCAUGAAAAUAUUAAAAAAGCGCAAUAAAGAAAUUUUUCAAUGUAUUGUUAAAUAUCACCAUUUGAUUGUUUAUGAAAUGUUCCUAAUGAAUUUGAAACUAAAAUUCUGGUGAAAAUUAAGGGUGAACAUUUGAAGUCAGUUUAUUUGUCUUCAUUAUUUGUUAUUGUCAACGUUUAUUGUUACAGGAAAAACUUCACCUGGCUUUUGAACAUUUUGUUAAGUUUAUAUUCAUAAAGCUUUUAAAGGAAUUUGAAUGUUAAGGUAUAUGCAUAACAAUUGAAGAUCUUCCUGGUAUAUUAACUGGUUAAUUUAAAGCUAAUAGUGGGCAAAGUUUUUGUGCUGGUUUAAGAUUGCAUUAUUGUACAAAUCCUUUGUCUAUCUAUAAAUUGCUUACAUUGAUCAGUUCAUGUAUACCAGUUAAUGAAUAUCAAUCAAUAUUGUACAUUUGCUAAAUUGUAUGGUGUACCAGAAGGGACAUUUUAGACAAUUGAGUUAAACUGCUGGUAAUAAAAUGUGUUAAAGUGACAUUUUGCUCAUUUUUUUCUUUUGAUGUCAAGCUGAAUUGAAUAAGUAAUAUAUUUCAAGAGAUUGACUUUUUUGAUGGUGAUUGACCAAUAAUUGAUUAAUAAAUAUAAUAAACUACCUAAGUUAUAAAAAAAGACUGCCCUACUCUUUCUAAAGAAUUGAACUUUGCUGAAACAUUUCGAAUGAUAUUCAUAGAAAUGUCACAUAUUUAAAUAAUCAUUUACAGAAAUGUCCAUGGUUCAUUUGAAUUAUUGAUUAUUUUGACUUAGUAAAAGAUAAAAUUGAACACAUUUAUGACAAAAUGUUAAGUUAUUUUGACUUUUACCUGUGCACUCACCAUUUACAUUUUGAUGGGCAUUAAGUGUCUCUUCUUAGAUAUGGAAUGUUGGAAGUUAUGUAAUUAUGGGUUAUUACUAUUAUAUAAAUUGAUGGAGACUUGAGAGAGAAGAGUUUAAUUUGGUACCUGAUUAACAAUGCUAGUUAGUUUUAACACAGUGUUUACAAAAGUACUUUGAUAUUUUUUUUUAAAAUAAUGUGGUAUAGCGUUUUGCACAGUGAGUUAUUAACUGUCAUAUCUUAGCCAUUUUCAGUGCAUUACAAAUAGUUUGUAAAUACUGUAAAUAAAUGAUUCCAUGCAAAGUAUGAAAUGUUUAAAAAUUGUAUUUUUUUUCCUAAGUGUAAAAUGUUACUUAUAAAUGAGAGGCUGAACUUGACUAUAUGGACAUACUGUUUACUUGUUAAUGAAGUGUUUAAUUGCCAAUAUUUGGUGCUUUAACAGAAAUUUAUUUAAUCAAACAUAGGCAUAAUCCAUUAUAUAAAAGGUUAUACGAAGUUUCUUGUAUAUAAAUAUUUGAUUCAAGGUACAUGUACUCAUGUAAAAGUAUAGAGAGAGUGAUUUUAUCUUUAUCUCUUGUAAAAUUAUAGGAAAUAUUUACCAAAUAAUUAGUUCUAUAUACAGGAAUGAAAGACCAACUUUAUAAUUGUGUCAAACAGUGUGUAAUAAAAUAUGCUGAAGAUAAAUGCCUAACAAUAAGUAUUAAUGGUUACUAAUUGUUGCAUACUAUUAUACAAGUAUUUAAGUACAUGUACAUUUAUUAUUAUUGGUAGAUUGGUUAACUUGUUUUGUACUGCCAGUUAUAACGGCUUUUAUAUGUUUCUGUGUAUUGGCUUUUUCAAAUUUGAAUUUUGAUAUUGAAAUCCCUAAAUGAACAAUGGGUAGCUCCAAACUUAAAAGCAGGAAGAGUUCAUUGUUUAAAAUCUGCAUAGGGGGAGGGGGGCGUGAGGAUAUACAUAUACAUUUAUAAGCGCUUGAUUUAAUAAAAUAAAGCAUUAAAGAGCGUAGUUAACACCUGCUUUUAAGUGCUUAUGUAAUGAUAUUACAUGUAAUAGUAGUAAUGUUAUACAAUAUCUAUGUUAUUGAAUGAGUGAAUGAGGCAAUAUUGGCAAUAGCUUAUAAUAUAUUAUUAUUAUGUUAAUUGUUGAAAAAAAAACGUUUUUAUAAAAUUGUUAUGCUUAAUGCUUUUUGGCUAAGUCAGAUGCGAGGGUGCAAUAUGAUGAAGAUCUUUGUUAAAAAUGAUUGAAACCAAAGUGAGAAUAAUGUUACCUGUUGUUUAAUUAAGUAAUUAAUGUUAUUUAUGGAAUAUAACGAAGUUAUUUUAAGAAUAGCGUUGAACGGAUAUAGGUUUUUUUAAACUUUAAACUUUAUUUCAAAUGGUCAUAAUUUAAACAAUAAAAAGACAAAAAUUUUGAAAAUUGAUUUGAGUUAAAGGGACUCCACUGAGGUUUAAAAUUCUAAAAACAUAACAUUUGAAUUUCUUACAUAAAUGAGCUGGGGCACUUUAAACAGUACUAUAUGCAAAGAUAGUUAAGAAAUAUACUUUGAAAUAAGUUGAAAAUCGUAUUUUUAUGCUUUUCUUAGCCUAAUUUGAGUAAAAAGCGUUUAAAUGCUUUUCUGUUUGGGUCAGUUUUUUACAAUUAGAAUAAUUAUUCUGGAAAAACUGUGUGCGCGAAUGAUCUGAAAUUUUGCACAAAGAUUCGUGGUCUUAACCUACAUCAAAUGGUACAAUUAUCUGAAAAUUUUUUCAGUCCCAUCAAGUCAAAAAACCUCAGUGGAGUCCCUUUAAUAAGUGAGAAUUUAUAAGGUGGGUAAAGAUAAUCUGGGUGACAUUCUCUUGUUGCUUUUGUUUCUUUUUUUUUUCUCUUCUGAAAUAGUGUCAUUGGAAACGUGUUAAUAUGAUCAUGAUUGUUUUUUAGUAUUUAUUUGAUUGAGGUAGUAAUUAAUUAGGUCUAUGAAAUGUGUAUAUGUGUCCCGUUGUUGUGCAGUGAAAAUAUAACAUGAAAUUUGAUAAUGAAUUAUGUUCUUUGUUUAUUGGCUAACUGUAAUAUAUUACAGAGUGGACUAAUGUUAUAUUGUUAAUAUAUACAGUUUUUUGACGUAAGUUGAUAUAUUAUUAUGAUAAUGGUUAAAGUGUUGUAUUUAGUUUGCAUGUGUACAAUAUUCUUUCUCUUUUUUUGUUAGAAAAUUCACAUUUAAUGCUAUAUAAUCUGUAUAUAUAACAUAAUGUGAAACAAAAAAUAAACAGUCCUAUGCAGAAUCAGUAAA